ACCUUCGAUUUUCCGGCAUCUGCAGUUCCUUCUUAAAAACUGCUGGAAAGAAUUACACAGAGCUCUGCAUUCACAAUUGGAUUAAAGGACUCUACACAUGACCAUGUUACAGCACACAGCCCUGGCGCUGCUGCUGGCCCUCUUCCCCAUCUCCAGCUGCUUCGCCAAGUCCGACUGCGUGGUGGACAACUUCCAAGUGAAGGACAACUUCAACAAGACCCGGUACACGGGGAAAUGGUACGGCUUCGCCAAGAAGGACCCACAGGGUCUGUUCCUGGAGAGUAACAUCCACGCCGACUUCAGGAUUGAAAAUGGGACGAUGAUUGCCAAGGCGAUAGGGCUGGUCACUUUACUGCCGGAGUGGAUCGUGUGCGCCGAGAUGAUGGGGACCUUCAACGACACGGCCAACCCAGCCAAAUUCCAACUGAAGUACUGGGGGGCAGCGGAACAUCUGCAGAAAGGCAAUGAUGAUCACUGGAUCGUUGACACAGAUUAUGAUAACUAUGCCAUCACAUACACAUGCCGAAAGCUGUAUGAAAAUGGGACUUGUGCGGACAGCUACUCGUUUGUGUUUUCACGCAGCCCUGACGGACUGACCUAUGAUACACAGCGCAUUGUCCGAAAAUGGCAGGAACACAUCUGUCUGGCAUACAAAUACAAACGCAUUCUUCAAACAGAUUCAUGUCUGUAGAUCGAUUGGAUUCAUGCCACUUUGGCAAUAAUCGUGGCUGUGAAGAUUGGUCUAGAAAACGCUCGGACUAGCUUCGAUCACCUUGUGAAUAUAUUUUGCUCAGGCUCACAAUUUAAGUGCAAGUGGGCUUCCAGUCAUACAUUGCUUUUGUGGUAUUAUUACUUAUCAAAUAAAUCUAUGACAAACA
This is a messenger RNA of Amblyraja radiata (thorny skate), 878 nucleotides long. RefSeq names its product retinol binding protein 4, plasma (gene rbp4). The transcript has 7 exons. NCBI's taxonomy places the organism in Eukaryota, Metazoa, Chordata, Chondrichthyes, Rajiformes, Rajidae. The record is from RefSeq and is a predicted model, not a curated record. Gene Ontology annotation, molecular function: retinol transmembrane transporter activity; retinol binding. Bases 98 to 691 code for a protein of 197 amino acids. Gene Ontology annotation, biological process: retinol transport.